This is a messenger RNA of Carassius auratus (goldfish), 3924 nucleotides long. Its product is annotated as aminopeptidase N-like. Lineage: Eukaryota; Metazoa; Chordata; Actinopteri; Cypriniformes; Cyprinidae. Gene Ontology annotation, biological process: proteolysis; peptide catabolic process. The transcript has 20 exons. Bases 28 to 2868 code for a protein of 946 amino acids. Gene Ontology annotation, molecular function: peptide binding; metalloaminopeptidase activity; zinc ion binding. The record is from RefSeq and is a predicted model, not a curated record. Gene Ontology annotation, cellular component: plasma membrane; cytoplasm.
CUCAUCUAAUCCUUUCAUUGAUGUAACAUGGGGAAGGGUUUCUACAUCAGUAAAACUUUUGGGAUAGUAGGGAUUGUGUUAGCCGCUGGAGCGCUAGCCACAAUCACAGCUCUCCCGGUGGUCUACUCCCAAGAAAAGUCCAAGAACAAUGAGGGUAAAUUCACAGAUCCAACAAUGGCACCAUCCAAUGAACCAUGGGACCAGUGGCGCCUUCCACAGACUCUUAGUCCACAAACCUACAAUGUCACUCUGUGGCCACGGCUCCAGCCGGAUGCAACUGGACUCUACAUCUUCACAGGGCUGUCCAGCGUGGUCUUCAGAUGUGUGGAAAAGACAAACCUCAUCCUCAUUCACUCUAACAAGCUGAACAUGACAAAGCAUCCCACCUUGCUUGGACUUGGAAGCAAACCAGCUCCUACCAUUGAAUCAAUUGUGAUGCACACAAAAACACAGUAUAUGGCGAUUCAUCUGAAAGAAGAAUUAACUGCUGGGGAAAGCUACGAGCUCUACACAGAAUUUUUAGGAGAGCUUUCGGAUGACUUGGGAGGCUUCUACCGAAGUGAAUACUAUGAGAAUGGAGUAAAAAAAGUGGUCGCCACAACUCAGAUGCAGGCAACAGAUGCCAGGAAGGCAUUCCCUUGCUUUGAUGAACCUGCAAUGAAAGCGAUAUUCCACAUUACUCUUUACCAUGAUCCAGCAACCGUAGCCCUCUCCAAUAGUGUUGUGAAAGACGAGGUUAACGUCACCGUGGAUGACACUCUUGUAACCAGAACAACAUUUGCACCGACAGAAGUGAUGUCGACAUAUUUGUUGGCAUUUAUUGUCAGUGAUUUCGUCUUCAUUGAACAAAACAUGGACAAUCUGCAGAUCAGAAUUUUUGCCCGUCAAGAAGCCAUAAAUGCAGGACAAGGGGAGUAUGCGCUCAGUGUGACUGGACCAAUUCUCAAAUUGUUCGAGAAGUAUUACAAUGUCCCCUAUCCACUGCCCAAAUCAGAUCAAAUUGCUCUGCCAGACUUCAACACUGGUGCAAUGGAAAACUGGGGCUUAAUCACAUACAGAGAGACGGCCCUGCUGUACGAUGAAGAAAUAUCCUCAAAUGAAAACAAAGAGAGAAUCAUUACUGUUAUCUCCCAUGAACUUGCUCAUCAGUGGUUUGGAAACCUUGUGACUGUCAGGUGGUGGAAUGAUCUGUGGCUCAAUGAAGGUUUUGCAACUUAUGUAGAAUAUCUUGGGGCAGAUGAAGCUGAGCCGGAUUGGAACAUUAAAGAUUUGAUCGUUCUGAAUGAUGUGCACAAAGUUUUUGCAAUAGAUGCACUGGCCUCGUCUCACCCUCUGCUGUCUAAAGAAGAGGAGAUCCAAAGACCAGAGCAAAUUAGUGAAAUGUUUGAUAUGAUUUCUUACAGUAAGGGGGCAUCUGUACUUAGGAUGUUAUCUGACUUCCUGACUGAGAAAGUGUUUACUCAAGGUCUCCAGACUUAUCUGGAUCAUUUCAAAUUCAGCAACACGGUAUACACAGACCUUUGGGAGCAUCUUCAAAAGGCUGUGGACAGCAGUGGUACCACUCUUCCCAGAUCUGUGCAAGCGAUUAUGGACAGAUGGGUUCUUCAAAUGGGCUUUCCUGUGGUCACUAUUAACACUGCAACUGGCCAGAUUACACAAGAGCACUUCCUCCUGGACCCUGACACUAAACCAGACAGGCCAUCAGAAUUUAAUUAUGAGUGGUUUGUACCAAUUUCAUGGACAAAAAAAGAAACUGAACAAAAUAUACACUGGCUUCUACAGAAAACUGACUUAUCGGAUCAGAUGAAAACCAGUGGUGAUGAGUGGGUUCUGGCCAACAUUAAUGUGACAGGAUACUACAGGGUUAACUAUGAUAAUGAAAACUGGCAACGCCUACUUACUGUUCUCAAGACAUCAAGACAGAGCAUUCCAGUUAUUAACCGGGAACAGAUAAUUGACGAUGCAUUUAACCUGGCCAAAGCGGGAAUUAUUGAAACAACGUUGGCUCUAAGAACCACACUGUUCCUCGACUCUGAAACGGAGUACAUGCCGUGGGAGUCUGCUCUUGAUAACCUGGACUACUUUUACCUCAUGUUUGAUCGCACAGAGGUGUACGGCCCCAUGCAAAAAUACAUUGGAAAUCAAGUGAAAUAUUUGUUUGAAUACUUCACAACGCUUACAAAUUGGGAGGAUGUGCCUCCAGGACAUACUGACCAAUAUAAUCAAGUUAAUGCACUCAGAGUUGCUUGCAGCACUGGUCUUGAAGCCUGUACCACUCUCGUAAAAACAUGGUUCCAACAGUGGAUGGAAAAUCCAAAUGUCAACCCUAUUAAGGCCAACUUGAGGUCUGCAGUGUACUGCAGUGCCAUUGCUGCAGGUGGUGAGAAGGAGUGGAACUUUGCUUGGGAGAUGUUUGAAAAAGCCACUGUUGCUUCAGAAAAAGAUAAACUGAGAGCUGCAUUGGCAUGUGCCACCGAGCCUUGGUUACUGAACAGGUAUCUCAAAUACACUUUGGAUCCAGAAAAAAUUCGGAAACAAGAUGCCACCUCUACCAUCGUCAGCAUUGCAAGCAAUGUGGUCGGCCAACCAUUGGCCUGGGAUUUUGUUAGAGCCAACUGGGAGUACAUUUUCAAUGAGUAUGGUGGUAAAUCUUACAUAUUCCCCAAUCUGAUCAGUGGGGUCACAAACCGAUUCUCAACUCCAUUUGAAUUGGAACAGCUGAUACAGUUCCGGGAUGACUACGCUCACAUAGGUUUUGGUUCCGGAACCUUAGCCAUUCAGCAAUCCAUCGAGAGGACUACCGCCAACAUCAAAUGGGUCGAGAAAAACCAACAAGCAGUCUUAGAGUGGUUUAGAAAUCCAUCGUAACUAAAAAAUAAGCACAUACUGUAGUUUGUUUGCUCUGAGGAGGAGAGGAGCACUGGGAUAUUUUUUAGCUUGGGCCUACAGUAGAUGAGCAUUAAAGGAAAUGAUUAUUUAUAAUUGAUGAUGUUCUAAAUCUCAAUAUUUUCCAGAGCUGCUUUCUUUAUAUGAGGAUGUAUGUAACAUGCAAAUAUCUAUAUAUAUUUAAGGUGUGCCUUGGUAUAAUUGUCUGUAUUCCCUUUAAAUUGUUUUUAUGAAAAAAAUUAAUUGUAAAAUUAUAAAACACCUUUGCAGAGUGAAACAGAAUAGAAUAUGCAAAUAGUACAGAAAUCUUUGUCAUUUAUUAUUUGGAUAUUUGAAAUUAAAAACCUCAAUACAUUAAUUAAUUUGUAUUUUUUUUACACAAUUUUCAACUUUUGUUCUAUUCUGCGGUAUUGUAGAGAUGGUAAACAUAAACAAUUACUAUUAUUAUAUACUAUUAAACCAUUAUUUUUAUAUUGUGAAUUUGUAUCUUUAAUUAAAUGUUUUCAUGUGAACAUUGUUGUCAUAAUCAGAAUGUCAUAUCAGACAUGACAUGACAAAUGACUCGCGGUUCAGUGUGGAAGUCAGUUCUCGAAUCUGUAACAGCCCUAAAUGAUUGACAGACUGAGAUGAACUUCUACCUCUCAUGUGAAUUUAAGGGUGUUUCGUGAAACUUAUAUACUAAUAGCUUAUAAAAAGGAACCCAUUUAUAAGAGUCAUUUGUUAGCUAAUCAUAAGGUGAUGAUAUCUGAUUAAUACCUCACAAAGUUUUCCAGAUGGUUGCCAACAGCGAUUUACUGUCAGCAUUUUUUUUAGAAUUUCAAUCUUGGUCUGGAACACAAAUUAGUGUUCAUUAGUGAACAUUAAAAUUAGUGAUGAUUUCAUAGCUGUGAUGCAGACAUGUUUUUCUGAUCAGGUAUUUAAAAAAAAAAAAAACCUUUUUAGGUUAUCAGAUUCUUUUACUGGCUUGUCUCAGUGUUAAUGUACUGUAUAAGUCGUUAUACCCUUUGGAGGAGAAAAUAAAUUUGAUUGCAAUGUGAG